This is a messenger RNA of Brugia malayi, 228 nucleotides long. The record is from the annotation of a RefSeq genome assembly. NCBI's taxonomy places the organism in Eukaryota, Metazoa, Nematoda, Chromadorea, Rhabditida, Onchocercidae.
UUAUAUUACAUAGCCGAUACCGGAGUGAAGCUCGACAAUAAUCGACGAUAUAUGUACUGUAGAUAUGCUGGUAGUUUUGCCAUGGUCAGCAGUGAUCAAAUAAGCUACAUUGACGUAUCCCCUAAACAGGUAAUAUCAGUUGCAGCCUCUCUGAUCUCAUUUUUAGAAAAUGAUUACGCUAAUAGGGCAUUAAUGUGUUCAAAUAUGCAAUGUGAAGCUGUGUCCCUU